ACCACCACAGAUAACCUGGAAGUUGGUAACGGAAUAACUGUGUGUCUAGACGUUCCUGACUCGGUGACUUCAGUUAAAGGUCGUAGAUCCCGGUGAUAUUUCCAGAGGGGGUAGUAACUGGAGCGAACAAAUAUUUUCGUACUGGGCCAUCGGGGAGAGGGGAUGGCAAAUAACGGGAAUCUAUUGUCUCAUUUCUCUGCAAUUCUUGGUGUUCCGGAACACUGGAACAGGUGUCACUCUCUUUCCGGCCUUUGGUUGCGUUAGAGGGUAUUGACUUUCGUUCCGCGUUCUUGUUUUUCUUUGUGUUGUUGCUUACUACCAAUAGUUGCCAACAUGAAGAGGUCGAGGACAAGCGAAAUGUGGUCAUAUUUCGAAAUUCUUGAUCGAGAGUUUGCGAAAUGUACUUUGUGCGGUAAGAAAUUAUCGUACAAAUCGACGACGACGAAUUUAAAGAAACAUCUCCAGAAAUCACAUUUAAUUGUGGAUUUCUCUUCACAAAGACCUUCGGAGCUAGAUUUGGGUGAAUCCCUUCCUGUAGAGGUGAUCCUUGGCACCAGUAGUGUGGAAGAGGAGCGAGCUGCUCCAGCCCCCUCAAUGCAGCAAGGUGUUCAAAGUUCUAUGACAUCGUACCUCUCCAAAAGGAUCGGAGUGAAUCAGAAAAAGAAGAUAGAUGAGCAACUUCUUCAGCUGUUCACUAAAGACUUCCAACCAUUUUCAGUCGUUGAAGAUUCGGGGUUUCGGGGUUUUGUGCGGGCCCUUAAUCCUGGUUAUGAGUUACCAAGCAGGAAGCAUAUUUCAGAUGUAAUGCUGCAAGCAGCAUACACAGCAGCAAAAGAGAAAGUGGUAGACAAACUGUCAGCUGCGAAGACAGUUUGUUUGACCACAGAUUGCUGGACAUCGGCAGCAAAUGAAGGUUACAUGGCGGUGACAGGGCAUUUUGUGUCUGAAGAUUUCACCUUGCAAUCGGUGUUGUUAGGAUGUUCCCAAUUGUCUGGUGCACAUACUGCUCCAAAUCUGUCGGCAUCUCUAAUAGGCACGACAGAUAACUUCAGGCUGACAGACAAAGUUUUGCUGGUUGUGACGGAUAAUGCACCAAAUAUUAAAAAUGCAGUAUCCAUUUUAAAGUGGAAACACUUUGGGUGCUAUGCACAUACAUUGAAUCUUAUUGUUCAGAAUGCACUAAAACAUUUUGUGUCAAUUCAGCAGAAAGUGAAAACUAUUGUAGCAUUCUUCAAGAGAAGCUGCAAGGCAACAGAAAGACUGCUGACAUACCAACAAAAUAAUGGGGCAGGUCAUGUUAAAAAACUGGUGCAGGAGGUGCCAACAAGGUGGAACUCUACUCUGUAUAUGUUGGAGCGAAUAGUUGAAAUUAAAGAUGCAGUGAAGACUUCACUUGUACUAUUCACAGUUGAUUUUGAACAACUUACCGACGAGGAAUGGAACAUCUGCUCAGAACUCUGCUCUGUGUUGAAGCCAUUUGCACAGGUUUCAACACAGCUUAGUGCUGAGUCAUAUCCUACUGGCAGCCAAGUUAUUGUUCUGACAAGGGGAUUAUUAUCAGUGUGUGCAGAACUUUUGAAACGGCCAUUUAACAGUGUGACAAGGACUAUCAUUGAAGAAUUAACAAAAGGCCUGAAGGACCGUUUCCACAAUGUAGAGAUGAGCAAAUCUAUAGGAGUAGCCACUCUACUAGAUCCACGGUUUAAAUCUCUUGUGUUUGAAAGCCGAGUUGCAGCAGAUAACGCAAAGAAACAGCUUAUUGAACUAGUAGCACAAAAGAUGGGUGACAGAAGACUGACAAACACAGGCCAGAGCCAUGAAACUGUGUCAACUUCAACCACCACUGAUCCCUUGUCAGUAUGGGGUGUCUAUGAUGCAAUUGUAAAAUCAACACAGCCCCAGGGCACUCCUCAGUCAGCUGCUAUUGUGGAAGUACAAAGGUACAUGGACAGCCCAGUUAUUAGUAGAAGUGAGGAUCCACUGGCAUGGUGGCGUGAAAAUCAAUAUAUUUUCCCACAUAUUGCUAAAGUGGUGAGGGAAAAAUUCAAUAUAGUGGCCACUUCUGUGCCGUGCGAAAGAAUAUUUUCUAAAACUGGUAUCAUUAUAAAUGAAAGGCGAACACGGCUGAAGGCGUCCAAAGUUGAAAAACUUAUAUUUCUAAAUAUGAACAGUACUAACUCCUGAAUUUCCUGUUACAGGUGGAUUCGAGAGGCACACCAACACCAGCAGAUGAGUCUCAGUUUAAUACUUGGGAUAUUAUAACAGUAAGUUAUAGCUCCAGAAGUCAGUCACCAGCAGCAGAUGUCACACAGUUAUAAAAUGGGAAACUUGAAGAAUAAGCUCCAGAAGUCAGUCACCAGCAGCAGAUGUCACACAGUUAUAAAAUGGGAAACUUGAAGAAUAAGUUAUAGCUCCAGAAAACCGCCACCAGCAGCAGAUGUCACAGUUAUAAAAUGGGAAACUUGAAGAAUAAGCUCCAGAAGUCAGUCACCAGCAGCAAAUGUCACACAGUUAUAAAAUGGGAAACUUGAAGAAUAAGCUCCAGAAGUCAGUCACCAGCAGCAGAUGUCACACAGUUAUAAAAUGGGAAACUUGAAGAAUAAGUUAUAGCUCCAGAAAACCGCCACCAGCAGCAGAUGUCACAGUUAUAAAAUGGGAAACUUGAAGAAUAAGCUCCAGAAGUCAGUCACCAGCAGCAAAUGUCACACAGUUAUAAAAUGGGAAACUUGAAGAAUAAGCUCCAGAAGUCAGUCACCAGCAGCAGAUGUCACACAGUUAUAAAAUGGGAAACUUGAAGAAUAAGUUAUAGCUCCAGAAAACCGCCACCAGCAGCAGAUGUCACAGUUAUAAAAUGGGAAACUUGAAGAAUAAGCUCCAGAAGUCAGUCACCAGCAGCAAAUGUCACACAGUUAUAAAAUGGGAAACUUGAAGAAUAAGCUCCAGAAGUCAGUCACCAGCAGCAGAUGUCACACAGUUAUAAAAUGGGAAACUUGAAGAAUAAGCUCCAGAAGUCAGCAGCAGCAGACAUCACACAGCCAUAAUGCGAGAAGCUUGAAGAAUAAUGUGGUAGUGGUUUGAAUACAUAUGACAUAUUUCACCUUCAGUUUAAAAUUGAAGUUUGUUUAUAUUGGCAGGUGGUAACUCGGAGCUCUUUGUUCCAGUUAUGGCUCCGAUAGUCUUCCAGCAGCAGCAAAUGUUACACAGUCCUAUAGAGGCAAACUUGAAGUAUGAGGUAAUAGUGUCUUGCAUAGAAUGGCAAACUUGACCUUUCACUUAAAAUGGAGGUACAUUUGCACUGAGUUUAAUGUUAUGACACGUGAAUGGAUUACCAGUGAUGUAUAUGUAAAUACUGGAAUUUGUAACUUAGAACUUAAUUUCAGUAUCGGCUUUGAAAUUUGGUCACUGGAUACAACUAUAUUAUCUUUCAUGUUGAUAGCAGCAAUCAUCAGAUUGCAAUCCAGUUUAGUACCUGUGAGGCAUGAGAUGUCAAAAAUACUUGUGGGUUAUUGGUAGCCUGUGUCGAGGCAUGUGGCACCUCAAAGUUUGUAAGUACAGUAGCAUUUUGUUUUCUGCUGUACUUAAAAAUUGUUAGCUGUAGCACCCAUUCUGACAUUUAAUUAUUUUGAAUUUCAAGUUUCUUAAAAUAAUACUGACAUCAGUUUCAUGUGUGUUAACACUAAUCCAUAUAUUAUUGUUAAUAUGCUAUUUUCCUCAGAUAUUAACUGAAAUUGUUUUAUUAUAAUGAUAACAACACUUCAGCCUUUGUAGACUUGCAGUAUAGGUUACCUGCUGAGAAAUAUUUACUGGAAGAAAUGGUUUCUUUGAAUAGGACCGAAAGGAAUACCACUGAAAAUGCCAAAUGUGAAUUGGUGAAACCUCUUGUGCUCAAUACUAAAUUUCAUUUGCAAAACACAUAAGUUUUCCUAUCUUUGUGGUGGAACACAACAAACUCUCAUAAUUUUGCUAGUUUGUAUUCUAGAAAGGGUGCCAGAAAUGGAAGAGUAUAAUUUUUAUUAAAUCGGGCAUUAAAUGUAAGUACGUUGGAGUACAGAAAGGGUGCAACUGGCCUUUCCCACUGUAGCCUGAUGUGCUCCAACAUGCAUUUGUACUGAUGUGCAGGUGGUUAUAACACUAGUAUCAAACUGCAUGGUACCCACUUACUAAUGUGACCUACCCUUGCAUGAUCUGCUGCAGACAGCAAGAUAUCCACUACUGCUCUUACUACCUGUCCAACAGUUGUGGAGGAUUUUUUACCCUUGGUGCUUGCCAUGACAUGUUUUGCCCUCUGCCCUUAAAAUCUCAAUUCUUGUUACAUUUUUCAUCCAUUUUCUAUCUCCUGAUGGACCUGUAUUGAUUAAAAAACUAAUCAAUGCAGAGGUGAUUGUAGAACUUUUGUUAGUGGCAGUGUGGAGGGGCUCCACUCUUUAAAAAAAUGAAAUUACAUUGUGGGACAUGGAAUUAUUAUUAGAGGCUUUCAUGGACAUUUUGUUUACUUAAAAAGUCAGUCAUUAUGCGAGGUAUUUAAAUGUUAACUUCAAAUCUAAAACUGCAUCAAAAGAUAAAUUUCAGUAAGUCUUUAGCAAGUUUCAGUAUCUUACUUCACAUGCUGGACCCUCCAACUAUAAAAAAGUGUUUUGCAGAGAACAGCUAUUCAGAUGUUAACAUCCCAGAAUUUGUGUAAAAGAUAUCCCUUACAUUGUUAGUUUCAUUGUGGUCACACUCUAGUGUUGUUUUAUCAGCAUACAUUUAGAAGUUUGAAGAACAUAUUAAAUUAAUUGCUAGACAUGCCUUAAGUGAAUAUGUUUACUACUAAUGUGAGUCAGCUAAGUAGUUGAUGCAAGUUUUUAUGUUGUUUCUAAAGUGUCUUUAGACAAGGAUAUUUCUGCUGUUUGUUUCCUGCUCUUCUGUUUCAGAUAACUUCUCAUAUAUGCAGCAACUGCUGAAGCAGCCUCUGGCAGUUUAUUGAAGUUCCGUGAACAAAGUGUUGUGUGGUCUGUUUGUGUAAAGUGAUAAAGAAAAAUGUUAAAGUGUAAUUGCAUAUAUAUUUAAUCAUUAUUUUUGCUAGUGGUAAGAUCUAUUUUCAUGUAAAUCAGAACAUUGUACAAUAGGUAACAACUGAAUGAGGCAGUGUAGCUAUUAACAGCACUGACCAUCAUAUUCAGGAGGAUGGGGUUCGCUCUGUCUGGCCAUCCUGAUUCGGGUUUUCCAUGGUUUUCCUGGAUCGCUAAGGCAAAUGCCGGGAUGGUUCCUUCAUCAAGGCCACGGCUGACCACCUGUCCCAACCUUAAAGAGAUCCUUUAAACAUUGUGUGUAUACCCAAAUUUUGAAUUAUUGAUGUUUGUUGUAUUAUGUUGAGAUAUUCUUGGAUGAAAUAAAAAAGUUCAUACAUUUGUA
This is a messenger RNA of Schistocerca americana (American grasshopper), 5394 nucleotides long. RefSeq names its product E3 SUMO-protein ligase ZBED1-like. The transcript is spliced from 16 exons. Gene Ontology annotation, molecular function: DNA binding; protein dimerization activity. The coding region runs from base 334 to 2184 and encodes 616 amino acids. NCBI's taxonomy places the organism in Eukaryota, Metazoa, Arthropoda, Insecta, Orthoptera, Acrididae. The record is from RefSeq and is a predicted model, not a curated record.